Paracoccidioides brasiliensis Pb18 is the source of this 312-nucleotide messenger RNA. RefSeq names its product cyclin-dependent kinase regulatory subunit. The coding region runs from base 1 to 312 and encodes 103 amino acids. Gene Ontology annotation, biological process: regulation of mitotic cell cycle. The transcript is spliced from 3 exons. The record is from RefSeq and is a predicted model, not a curated record. Gene Ontology annotation, cellular component: SCF ubiquitin ligase complex; cyclin-dependent protein kinase holoenzyme complex. Gene Ontology annotation, molecular function: protein kinase binding; ubiquitin binding; cyclin-dependent protein serine/threonine kinase activator activity.
AUGGAUAUCGACUACUCACGAAGGAACAAGAAGCCCCGGCUACUCCUGGAGCCGGAGCGGGAGAAACUGGACGAGUUUAUUGAAGGCAUACAUUAUUCUUCGAGAUAUUCGGAUAGCGAAUUCGAGUACCGCCAUGUCCAACUACCCAAAAAUAUGCUAAAGAACAUACCCACCGACUAUUUCGACCACUCCAAGGGAACGCUGAAGUUGCUGUGGGAGGAAGAGUGGAGAGGCCUGGGCAUUACGCAGAGCUUGGGCUGGGAACACUACGAAGUCCACGAGCCAGAACCGCACAUUUUGCUCUUCAAGUGA